UCCAAUGGAAGAGCGACGCCUGCCUUCCGCGCUUCCUUUCCCCAGCCAAAGGCGAAGGGAGGAGGCAAGCGGCGAAGUUCUCGUGACCGCCCUUGCGAGUCGGAUCCGUUUGUUAGCGACUCCCCCGUCGGAAGAAGUCCGGUCCCUAGAAGGAAAGGGAGGAGGGACCCUCCCACCGCCAGGCACGGCAGCUGGAGCCUUCGAGCGGAGAGCGGGAGAAGCCGAGUGUGGCGACGGCGAGGCGCUGGGGGCCAUGCAUGGCUGCGGGGCUGUUCCUGCCUUCCCGCUCCUCCUCCUCCUCCUCCCUUGGCUGCUGAGGGGCUGCGCGGAGAAGCUGGAAGAUGGAUGUGGGCCUGUGAUAAUUCAUCAGCACAGUGGAACUCUGGCAUCCAAGAAUUAUCCUGGGACUUAUCCUAACUACACUGUUUGUGAAAGGAAAAUUCAGGUGCCUCAGGGCAAACGGCUGAUCUUAAAAAUUGGAGACUUGGAUAUUGAAUCCCAGAGAUGUGACUCUGGUUACCUUAUCAUCCAAAGUUCUGCAACAGUACAUGGACCAUACUGUGGUAAUAUGCCUGUCCCUGAAGAAAUCAUUUUGGAUUCCAAUGCAGCAACUAUUUACUUUGAAAGCCAGUCCCAUGUGUCUGGACGGGGCUUUCUAUUGUCCUUUGCUAGUAGUGAUCAUCCAGACCUAAUCACAUGUCUGGAGAGAGCAAACCACCAUGUGCAGACUGAAUACAGCAGGUACUGUCCUGCUGGUUGCAGACAAAUAGCAGGUGAUAUUUCUGGGAAUAUAAUAGAAGGAUACAGAGACACCUCCUUGCUGUGCAAAUCUGCCAUACAUGCUGGAAUAAUUGCAGAUGAGUUGGGUGGACAGAUAAGUGUAAUUCAACAGAAAGGAGCGAGUCGAUAUCAAGGAAUUCUGGCCAAUGGAAUCCUUUCACAAGAUGGCUCUCUCUCAGAGAAGCGAUUCAUUUUUACCUCAAAUGGUUGUGAUGAAUCGCUGAGCUUAGAAGGAAGAGACACUUCCAACAUCCUGUUUACUGCAUCCUCAUCCUGGGAUGAAACCAAUGAAAUUGGGGAGUUGGUUCAGUGGUCUGCAGAUAAGGCUUGGCUCAAAAUUCAAGGACCGUCCUGGGCAGCAAACCAGAGCAAUCACCGACAGUGGCUGGAAAUAGAUCUGGGAGAGAGAAAAAGAAUAACAGGAAUUAGAACAACAGGUUCUACGAUGCUUAAUUUUAACUUCUAUGUUAAGACGUUUAUUGUGAGCUAUAAAAAUAAUUCAAAAUGGAGGACUUACAAAGAAAUUCUGAGCAAUGAAGAAAAGGUAUUCGAAGCCAACUCUAAUCAUAGAGACAUCGUCAGGAAUAAUUUAUUUCCUCCUAUAGUGGCCCGGUAUGUGAGGAUUGUUCCACAGAGCUGGCACAAAAAAAUAGCUCUGAAGGUGGAACUGAUUGGUUGUCGCAUAGCACAAGUUAACAGCUCAUUUAUACCUCCACUCCGGCAAAGCCCAAGUCAGAGUCCAGGCAUUUCAGUUAGAAAAGAAGAUAAAAGUAUUACAGAACACAUACCUUCAGCCGAAAGCAAUUUAGGAUGGAAACUUGCUGCCAUUGUAGUUCCAGUCCUGGUGGUGUUUUUCCUGUUCCUGAUAUGUGGAGUUUCUAUCUAUGCUGCUGUACAAAAGAGAGAAAAAGGAGUUGCUUAUUGCUCAAGCGACACCAGGAAAAAAGGUUGGUGGAAACAAAUCAAACAACCCUUUGUCAGACAUCAAUCUACUGAGUUCACCAUCAGUUAUAAUAAUGAGAAGGAAACCCCACAAAAGCUAGAUCUGGUCACGAGAGACUUGGCAGAUUACCAACAGCCUCUCAUGAUAGGAACUGAGACAGUAACACGGAAGGGAUCCACUUUCAAGCCAAUGGACACAGAGGAUGAGAAGAAAGGCAGCACAGACAUUGAGAAUCACUACCUCUACCCCCAUAGAAUUCAUCGCCAUGAUUAUGCACUGCCUCUGACUCAUCAGGAGCCUGAAUAUGCUACUCCUAUUAUAGAGCGGCAUAUAGGAAGAGAGAAUGUUUUGCCUUCUGAGACUUGCCACAACAUUCCUGCUGUUUCUUCUACUCAAAAACAUUCUCGAACUGCAGGCAGUUUCUCUGCCUCAUGCCAGGCUGAUGCUGGGAAUGGAGAUUACAAAAUGCCCCAAAGUCAAAAGGACUAUGAUAAGCCAAAACUCAAUAAUACUUUAACUGCAAUAGACUCUGGUACUAGCUAUAAAAUCCCCCGAACUAGUUCCUUGGCAAGUGAAGGCUAUUCAACACCCAGAUACUGCUUAAAACCAAUAAAUCAGACUGCAGUGACAGCUCUCCUUUAAUCCACAAUUCAAAAGAAUUUGUGUCUCUGUGGUCUGGACUCUGAAAUGGACAACUUACAGUGAAUGUUGUUUUUGUGCAAGAAUAUUGAAAUAUUUAAGUGAAGGUGAGUGUGCUGUUCAUGCCAGCUUUCACCAUCAAAAGCCUACACAGUGAUAUUGGUGCUCUGUUCUAAUAUGUGCAAUUACUACAUACUUUUUUAAUUUGAGAAAAAGAUAACUUAAAAGAUGUUUAAGCCUGUUUUUAUUAUGUGUUUGAGUUCUGUAAUGCCCACUGCAAUCGUCAACUGCUGUCUUCUCAGUUGAACAAAUACUGGAGCUAAAAGGUUCCAUUUUGUUCAGGGUGGAACCUUCUAGUAUAAGCAGUCUCUCUAGAGUUGGAACCCACUUCCGCUGGAUAAAGAGUUCCUGGCACCUGUGGAAGGCUCUGUGUGUUGGAGGAAGGAUCUGUCAUUAGUAAGAUGAAACAGAACCUUUCAUCUCACUACCACACUAGGCCCGCCCUGCAACCCUAAGCAUACAUUCUAAGAAAGUAUUUCAGAAAUAAGUAUGCAGAACUAGAUGUACUUCAGACUUUAAAAGUAAAAUUCUCUACCCUGGCUGUCCAAAUUCUCUGCCAAAACUCCCCAAUUCAACUGUUCAGUGUGGAUAGGCGACAAGAUUCUAUUGGCAUUACUUAUGCUGAAUUUAUUGAUAAUGGGAGAGGGCAAGGCCCCGAAAUCAUACCCAUCACUUUUUUGUAAGAAUAACAUGGGAGGCCCUGUCAAAAGUCCUACUGAAAUCAAGGUAAUCUACAUCCAGAACAUUCCCUUUAUCUACUAAGCUUGUGACUAGAUACAAUGAGUCUGGCAUGACUUGUUUUUGAGAAACCCAUGGCUUUUAGUGAUUAUGGAACAGUUUGUGGUCUGAAGAAGAAACUUCAAAACGGCUCCCAGUAACCUGGUGCUGAAAUAAAUAAUGCCCUGUAAUGAUACCAGCAUGGGCUCUCCCCGCUCUGCCAAA
Sphaerodactylus townsendi is the source of this 3364-nucleotide messenger RNA. It is a transcript of the gene DCBLD1, whose product is annotated as discoidin, CUB and LCCL domain containing 1. Bases 5 to 2365 code for a protein of 786 amino acids. Lineage: Eukaryota; Metazoa; Chordata; Lepidosauria; Squamata; Sphaerodactylidae. The transcript has 15 exons. The record is from RefSeq and is a predicted model, not a curated record.